Misgurnus anguillicaudatus (oriental weatherfish) is the source of this 1713-nucleotide messenger RNA. Lineage: Eukaryota; Metazoa; Chordata; Actinopteri; Cypriniformes; Cobitidae. The record is from RefSeq and is a predicted model, not a curated record.
CAAUGACGUCCUGUGCUCAGUGUGUGUGUAUGUGCGCCCGCCCGCGUGCUCAUUUUGUAAUGUCAUACUAAAGGCAGUCAGACGGAGAGCACAAAACCAGCGAGACUAUACUGGAGUAACUGGACCACCAUCUCAAUAAAGGUCUCCGCUAUUCUGUGCUUGCUUCAUACUCUUUAAAGAACUUUCGAGAACAAAUGAUCAUGACAGAAUCAAUUCGGAAGAUGAUGAGGGCUAAGCUGGUGGUUUUUGGAAGGGAUAACUGUGGGAAGACCGCUCUCUGUGUCAGAUUCAUCACCAAGCGAUUUAUUGGAGAGUAUGAACAUAAAAGGGAGGUCACCUACAGGUGUCAGAAAAUCGUGGAUAAAGAGCCGAUUGAGCUGGAGAUUUUAGACACUAUUAAUAAGGAGUGUGUAGGUCCUGCCUCGUCCUCUCUGGAAAGUUCCAUUAAAUGGGGUGAUGGGUUUCUCAUAAUGUACUCAGUGACGGAUCGCAGCAGUUUUGAGGCAGUUUCACGCCUGAAGAAACUAAUUGAUCACAUUAAACAGACGCUUGGCAUUCCAACAGUCAUUGUAGCCAAUAAAUGUGACAUGGAGAAUGGACGAGAAGUAAGGACAGAUGAAGGACAGGCUUUGGCUUCAGAUCUCAGGUGCAGUUUUUUUGAGCUCUCUGUAGCAGAGGACACUUCAGCAGUGGAGGCUUCAUUCUGCCAGCUGGUGCGUGAAGUGCGUCAGGAGUUUCAGCGACAUCUGCUGGCUAUGGACAAGCGCUCACGUAUGCUGCAGAUGAGGCAUGUGCUCAAAAGCAAACUCACACGGAGUAAAACCAUGCAGUGGUGACCGGACUAAAUGCAGACGGACUUUCUGCAUUCACUAACACAGUGCCCAAAUCAAACAUCUUUCUAGACAAGAACAACAUGGAUGUAAUUAAUGCCUACUGGAUUUCCAAGUACAGUUAUUGACAGUUUUAUCUGCAUGUGCGCAGUUUAGAAAAGCAGCAAUUACAUUGUAGCAUUAUUUUUUAACUGUGCCAUGUAUCAUUUAUGUGCCAAAAAAGAGUCAGGUCCCAAAUAGGUAAACCUGUCCAAACAUAUGCUAAUGGAUGAUCACUGAAAAACAUUUAACUGGUACAGAUUAUAACAUUUACAAAUUACACACUUCGCCUUUAAGCUCCAUUGACCAUAUACUACUCAUUUACUUUCACUGUUAUUGGGAUACUGCUGUUAUUUUUGAUUGUACAUUUCUUUAAUAUAAACAUCCUUAUUUAAAUAGUUGUAAGCCACCCAGUUGUAAGGGUGGUAAGUCAUGCUGUAUAUAGUUUUUGUAGGUGCUAAGGUCAUUUUAACAGGCUUUGCAUACAUUGGGCAGAUGAUGUGCAUCAUGGCAGAUCUGUAUUAUAAUGUUUGGAUGCUCUUUCAGUCCAGUUUAACUCUCAAAUGCCAUACGAGAUUGAAAUGUCAAGAAGCAGCAGAACCAGUUUUAUAAUGUUAUUUUUAGAUUUGUCAUGUCUAGGCAGGCAAAAAGGUGAAGACAAAAUCCACUAAAAUGAGAGUAAAAUAUUUCUCCACAAUGUUUCAGGACAGUCUAUUAUAGACAAAUGUUUGUAUUGUUAAAUUUGUAUUGUGAAUAUAGCAUUUAAAUGACCAGUAGUAUACUGCUAAUACACUUCAGUCAGAUGUAAAUUGAACAAAAAAGGAACUAUUAAAUUUACAAUUUU